AAAAACCCGGAUAGCGAAUAAUGCAAGCGAGUUAUAAAUACGAAAAAAUACGAGCGAAACAGCACACACUCCGAUUCGGCUUACUCAAUAUAAUAUAGCUUCUGUCGCAUACAUAAAUACAAGAUAAGUGGAAAACAUCGCUCGCCGCGUAUUUAAGACUACUGAUGCUUGAUAGUAACUAUUAGUAGCUAUCGAGACAGCGAUAAAUGAACUCCGUGUACUAACUGGAACGAAUCCUUAGUCGCGGUCUUGCUUUUUACUUAGUGUUUUGUUGUUGAAAGUGUGACGCUGGAUAGUGUGCAAAAUGCUUUCUUCGGAUGAGAAUCCUCGUGCGUUGAACAGAACUUUUCCUCAAGGUGGUGAAAUUGAACGCGUUCCCCCUAGUAGCGAUCAACUUUUGGACAAUUUGCCGUGGUUAGAGAUUAUGGCGGAUAUCGCAAUUGCAGCUGCUAUUUCGGAAAUCAAGUUCAAGCGCAUGCUCAAUAAGGAAUUGUCCCACUUCUCGGAGUCUAGCAAAUCAGGAAACCAAAUAUCAGAAUACAUCUGUUCCACUUUUCUUGAUGACGUCGGUGAGCCGCCCGCCAAAACCGCCCAGCGCAAAGACCGCCCACGGGGCGGCCCCUCCACCAUGUCCCAGAUAUCGGGCGUCAACCGGAAGCUGUUGUGCCACACGAACAGCUUCGCGGGCGAGAAGCUGCCCACGUACGGAGUGGAGACCCCGUACGAGGACGAGCUGGGCAAGAGUUUGCUGACCAUCGAUCAUUGGGGGAUCGAUAUCUUCAAGAUCGGGGAGCUGAGCAACGGCAGGCCGCUGACUUGCAUCCCGGCCAAGACGUUCGUCACCUUUAUGAUGACCCUCGAGGACCACUACGUCAAAGACAACCCCUUCCACAACUCGCUGCACGCCGCCGACGUCACCCAAACAACGCACGUCCUCCUCAACACCCCCGCCCUCGAAUCCGUCUUCACCCCCUUGGAGAUCACCGCUGCCCUCUUCGCAGCUUGCGUGCACGACGUUGACCACCCCGGGCUGACCAACCAGUUCCUCAUCAACUCCAGCUCCGAGCUGGCCUUGAUGUACAACGACGAGAGCGUGCUGGAGAACCACCAUCUUGCCGUUGCUUUUAAAUUAUUGUCCAAUGACGGCUGCGACAUCUUCUGUAAUAUGACGAAGAAGCAGAGGCAGACGCUGCGCAAGAUGGUCAUCGAUAUGGUGUUGAGCACCGAUAUGUCCAAGCAUAUGAGCCUGCUGGCCGAUCUGAAGACCAUGGUGGAGACCAAGAAGGUUGCAGGAGUAUUGUUACCUUCAGCUUCAAAAAGUCCUCAAAAGUAUCAGUGCUCCAAGCUGUCGUUGUACAACGACGAAACAGUGGUGGAGAACCACCAUCUUGCUUUCAAGGUGCCAAGAGAAUCUUUGAACCACCGCAGUCCUAGGAAUAUUUGUCGCUCUGUUUUCUCCAGCUUCAUCAAGUUCUUCUUAAAAGUAUCAGUGCUCCAAGCACACGAGCCUACUGGCCAAUCUGAAGACCAUGGUGGACCGAAGAAGGUUGCAGGUUCCGGCGUCCUGCUGCUGGACAACUACACUGACCGCAUCCAGGUGCUGGAGAACCUCGUGCACUGCGCUGACCUCAGCAAUCCCGCCAAGCCGCUGGCGCUCUACCGCCGGUGGGUCGGCUUCAUCGACUACAUCGUGCACCCCCUGUGGGAGACGUGGGCCGAUCUGGUGCACCCCGACGCGCAGGAUAUCCUCGACACUCUGGAGGAGAACCGGGACUGGUACCAGAACGCGAUACCGCCCAGCCCGCCCCCGGAGGAUGUACCGGAUCCGAUGCGGCCCGGCAUUCGGUUCCAGGUGACGCUGGAAGAGGGCGACGCCGAAUGCGAGACGGACGCCCCGAUGUGACGGAGGCUGGCCGGCCUCUGCAGAAAGCUCACCGAGAAGGUGCACCAGUGGUGGCGCGUCAGGCAGUAGGCGCUGGCGUCCUCUGCCCCCCCACCCAGACCUCCCCCCUCCCCCGCCACCCCGAGUUUUGCCCCCUUUAUGCCCGCGCUGGCGCGGCCUUUGUUAUGUUUGCAUCUCGCUUCUCUCGACUGACGAUUUACUACCGGAUUUUUUGUUUGUUGGUCUCUUGUUUUUCUCCCUAGCCUUUUUCCUACUCGUUCGGGCUGAGGCACGCAGCCUGCUGGUGAUUUUUUUUUACCCUUUGCCACCCCUAUUUCCCGAUGGGCCAGUCGGCAGAGCGAGAGAACUUGUACUAUAUGAGGUGACACAGUGCUUAACAGACAAGUUGAGCCUGCUUUGAGAGAGGAAUGAGUAAUCAAACUUCCAUAAUGUUGGUUCUACAUUGGUAGAGGUUUUUAGGUUGUCUAGUCACAUACAAUUGUAUUGAGAAAAACAUUAACAGGUAUUAGAAAGAGAAAUAAUUAACGUCAUCCUAUAUUUGCGUGAAACGGGCGAUAGGGAAUUGAGUUGCGUUUUAUUUGUUUCAUUCUGGUAACGGUGGUGGGAAAAUAAUGACGUUUGCAAAUAAAACAACAAUCUUCAUGACCUAGCAUGAGAAUAGAUGAUAAAACUUAAAUUUAUAUAUUGUUGCUCCGAAUAAUUUCAAAAUCAUAUCACUAGAGUUGAAGAUCAAAAAAAUAAAUCAACGCAUAUCUGUAGCAAUGCUUGUGCAUGCUGAUUGGAGAUAGUUCUCCGAGAUCGAGAGGAUUCAUUUUAUCUGGGAAUGAAGAUUUGAAACCUGUCUUACUCGGAAGAAUCAAAACUUGUGAAGCUCAAGAUGCAAAUGUGUUCUAAUCGUGUUCCACUUCCGAAAAGAUUAGUUUUUCCUCAAUCCACAUCAUUCCUUGUAGUGAGACGGAAUGAAAAGUAGCAACCGGAAUCGGAAAAGUUGCAAAUAAAACGACACAUUGAAGAGAUUCCGGGGUCGGAAUCGGAUAAAUAAAACGCAACUAUUGUUUACCAAAAGUUGACAGUUGUCAUAGGUUGUCAAACAUACAAAGCAUUAGUUGCGUUUUAUUUAUCCGAUUCCGCUACCGGAAUCACUUAAGUGUGUCGUUUUAGAAGGAGACGUGAAUGAUUGGCGAAGAACGAAACUUUUUGAAAGAUGAAGACAGCCACAAGACAUUUUUAUUAUUCUUUAAAGUAAGGUACGUUUUAUAUGGUUUCAUAUCUUCAUUCACAGAUCAAAUGUAAUCUCUCGAGAGAACUUUCACCUAUCACCGCAAUCACUGUUCCAAAUAUGCGUUAAUUUAUUUUCUUGAUUUUUAACUCUAGUACUUUGAUUUUGAAAAUAUUUGGAGCCCAAAUAUAUGAAUAUAACCUCGAUAAUCUAUAAUAUGUCUAUUUCUUUCGUGGGAGGAUUGUAACUUCAUGAAGUUUCUCGUUCUAUUUGUAAAUGCGUCAACCUGUUCCAUCCACCGUUACCAGAAUGAAACAAAUAAAAAACAAUUAUUGGUUGAGCCAGUUUUACACAACUAGAACUAGGCUGACGUUAACCUCUCUUUUAAAUACUUCCGCUUACAACUCAGGGUUACAACGUUGAUCAAUGAUUAUUUCAUGUAGGUACCGAAAAACAUGAGAAGAAGACUCUUUCAACCUCAUUUACAUUCUCCUUCAGAGUUACCAAUAUGGAAUUUUCAUUCAGGGUAGAAGGGAAGACAUGUUUGUCUCUAUCAACGCUGGCUAUCGAGUAGGUACCUUCUGAUUGGGCCUUUUCGGCAACAUAUUCGGGUUUAGUCGGUCCAUCGAUGGUUAUAAUGUCACUAUCUCGGGCACUAUGCUUUUUCUUGAACAAUACUUUUUGGAAGAAUCGCGUUUGCAACUUCAAACACUGAAUUUUGAUAGAUUCUAUAGUAGCAAUUGGAUGUUUUGAGUUGCAAGCCUGAUUCUUGUACAGAAUGGACAUAAAGUGUCAUAGGCCAUAAACAUAUUGUAACGGUGACAAGAGCAAUAUUAGCGUCGAUGGAAACGACGAUUGGAGCUACAAAAUUCGGCGAAUGAUUACGAGUUUUCGUUCUCAAAACAAUUUGAACAUGUCUCGAACAUUAUCUAAUAUACCAAACAUACAUGCUGUCGAUAAACCAACCUAUAACUACCGCACAAUAGUUGAUUUUAUAGUUAUGGACUCCUUUCAUGUCCACCAGAUUUGUUGAUAUUAUCAAAUUGUUAGAUGAAUUCAAAGUUUAAAUGUCAUUGUUACCAUCCUUUUAUUGUGCAAGAUGUUCUAUGUUCCUAAUUUGAACGAUUCUCUAGUUUGACCUACAUAUGUUUUUUCGCAAUAUCUACAUGAUUAUCUUAUCCUCUUACCGAUAUAGACCAUGAUUUAUGGAAUGGUGAAUAAAAAAAACCUUGAAACAGUCACGUGACCUCAUUGGAUCGGUUCGGUGCGGUGAUAUGUUCUCGAAAAGGCCAAUAUUUGAGAUGAAAGGAUAAUUGACUAAAUCAGAAAUCAAAUUGAUUUAAAAAAAAUAAUUGAUGUUGGGAAUCUCCUCUCCAAAGAGCAUUAUCAUUGAUAAGAGCAUAUUUUUUUGCACAUGAAUACAGGGUGUUCCUGAAUUCAAGUGACAAUGGCCUGAGGUAGAUUCAUUUCAUACAUGAAUGUCCGAAAACGGUUCGUACACAGAGUGUUGAAAUUCAAUAUAUAAGAAUUAUUUUGACGAUUUGAAUAACAUUUUUACAGCUUCUUGAAAAGUUCAUGAGGUAUCUUUAUGGAUCACUCAUAGUUAGUUGAGCAUGAAAAGUAACACCAAUAGCUUCAUCUUUCAUGGUUUUUUUGGUUAAUGCAAUUGAGAAUUCAACUUUCAGGUUUCUCGAUGUUUUCCUUUCUAACCAACUUUGUAUCCGAAAAAAAGACUAUAGGAACUAAUUGAAAAAAAAAUGUUAGAGUGAAAAACUCUUUUCUCUUUAAAAACGAACUAUUUUCGGGCAUAUGCGUGUAUGGGAAUGUUUCUUCUUAUUUUUAUGGAAAAAAUCUUCCAUGAGUUUCAGUAAGUUCAGAACCUUUUCCGACUGGCCUAGCAGACAGAAUGUAGCUCUUGUGAGUACUUUUUCGAAUUUGGAUUUUCUACUAGAGAGACCUUGGUGUAUUUUGAUCGUGGAUUUUUACUUGACAGAGUUUAGACAACUAAUGUUUUGGCUUUUUUACUGUUUUCUGACUUAUGUUUUUGUGAUUCAUGUGUGUCAAAAAUAUAUUUAUUAAAAAAAAAUUUGAAUACUUAUUAUUUUUUUUAUAAAACACUAGAUUCCGCAUGUGUGACAAAUGAAGAAUGAACUGCUGUUGAUUUGAAAUUUCAUACAUCAAUAAUAUGUAAUAAUUGCACGACAAUAAUUUUCAAAGACAGAUGAAGCAAGUUGAAGUUAACUCACUAUUAUUGAGAAAAUAGAGAAAAUAGCAAUACUAUGAUGAACUUGUUGAAUUGAAAUGCUUCAGAUGUUAGUGAUAAGUUAACAGAUUAUAUAUUUUUAAUGUGUUUGUUGAUCGCACAAAUAUAAUUGAGAAUAUUUUUUGUUCUUUCCUAUGGCGAAGUUGAUAACAAUACCAUGUUAUAUACAGUACGUCUUGCUACAAGUCUAAUCACACUGGUACUAAGGAAUAAGGAGGAUAGCUCCAAAUUAUCUUUUUCAGAAUUGAGAGUGAUAUACUGGGAGUUCAAUUAAUAAACUAUAAUUAGAAAAAAAUUACGAAAAUCAGAAUGAAUAGCAUACGUAUAGGCAUGGGAUGAAAAAUAAUAUUGAAAAAUAUCAAUUUUCACUUGUUGAAAUGUUCAUUUUUACGAAUUCAAGAUUGAAAUCAUUUAUUUAUUUAUUGAAAAUGUGACUCGCAGUCAGAAACAAGUUCAGGUAUAAGAAAGUAUAGUUACCAAUAAUACCUAACUAUCCAAUUAUAAGAAACUCAAAAAUAAUAAUAUUUUAGAUACAUUAAAUAUGAAAUUCAUUUCAUUGGUGAACAAAAAUCAAUUUGAAUAGCAAUCAAAAGGAAAAGGAAAAAAGAAAAAAUAACCAUCUAUUUCGUUCAGAAAUUAUACAUUUUUCAAACUCGUAUUUGAAAGAUAGCAUUUCUGCAAUUUUUAUAUCAUCUGGUGAUUUUUCAUACUCAAACAGAGCAACAUGGGUGAACCUUUUUUGACCUGUAGGAGAAUUAGCAAUAUCAAGAUGAAAUAAACUAUGUUGCCUAGUUUGGUAAUCAUGAAUUUCAUUGUUUCAUGUUGAAAUAAAAUUGGAUUUCAAUCUUUUAUUUGUGAUAUUUUCAAUUUUGAACAUUUCUUCUAAUGAGAAUGAUUGUGUUAUUUUAUACAGGGUGUCUCUGAAAGGUCUGUACACAAUCUAACCACAUAUACCUGAGGUCAAAAUGGGCCGAUUGAAAUUAACUUACCUCAGUCCGAAAUUGCUCCAUUUCCUAGAUACAGGGUGGGUACAGUACAGUUAAGAAAUGAAAAUCGAAUUUUUCAAAUUUUAUGGUUAUUUUAAAAAGUACCACUUCAAAUAUUGGUAGCCAAUGGCUUUUUGGGGUGCGAAACCCGAAUACGGACACCCUUUCACUGUGGCCAUUAGAGGGCGCUUACAAAUGCGCUUCUUAUGGUUUGGAAUGGCCAUAACUUUUUUUUCAGUGUAGUUUUCACUUUUUUGUUGAGAAAAUAUUUUUCUGAAUAUUUUCAAGCGAAAAAUGUGCUCUUUGGAAAAUCACGGAAUUGCGCCAUUUUCGACAUAGGUAUUUCGGUUUUGAGUGUUCGAUGCCGCACCGGAAUAUUCAAAUUCUUUUAAAUAAAAAAUGUUUGCUGUAAUUUUCAUGGAUGUAUAUUGAUCAGUUAGUGAGCAGUGUAAAAAUGGAUUUUUCAAAAUACUUUUUGGAGUGUGCUUACCAAUUUUUAUUUUUAAAUUUGCUUUAAAUCGACUCAUUUUUAACUCAGGACUAUGUGCUAAGAUGUUGUGCCGACCUUUCAGGACCUCCCUAUAUAACUCCCUCUAUAUCAUUGUUUCAAGUAUAUUUUGAACAAAAAAAAUUUACUGUUUAAGUGGGACACCAUCUAUAAUCUAUUAAAUAGAUGGCAAGAGAAGAUACCACCCCUGUAACAUUUGAAUCUUACAAAAUGAAAAGUUGGGUGUUAUAAUGCCACUUUGAAAAUUAUUUUGAAAAGUAUCACAUAAGUUAUAAAGAGUCUUUGAUGAAAGUUAGCAGCAGUUUAAUAGGUGGACAUCACAUUUUUUAUUUCAUAUCAUCAGAGUUUAUGUAUACAUUUUUCGUAAAAAAUCAUAUUCACUCAUCACCUAUGUAUACUGAAAAUAAAAAAAAUCAUUCUCGAAGCAUUGUGUGUUUGACGUGCCCAGUAAGAUAGGCCUUACAUUUUUACUAUAUUCACGUAACAUGGGGCUAACUUUUUUCACUUGAGUUCAUAAGUAAUUCUACUAGAUAUAAAUAAUACAUUUCUGUGUUGAAACUGUUAGCUUGAAAGAGAGUGUGUGCUCUUUUAGCAAUAGAGUGUUCUGCAAUGAAAUUUGACUCGAUUUUUGUAAGUUUCGAUACCCCCCAAAUGUUUCAAUUCAUUUUUUCGCUUAUCCCUGAAUAAGGAGACAUAUCUACUCGAUGUAGUGCUUUCAAUGACAAUGAUUCAAAAUGCAAUAAAGUGAGUGCGACAACGGAAAUUGUGUACCAGGUUACCAGAUUAUAUUCCAAAUCCAACUGUCAGUAGUGCCACUGAAUCGUUAAGCACUUGCACUUAACUGACAUCCGUCAGUUACUUCAUCAGCAACUAAUUUUUUUUCAAGGUUAUGUCAUGACAUGAACACAGACUUAUUAUACCAACAUUUGAUGAUUCAAUGAUUCCAUGAGGGGGACAAGGAAAUGCCGAUCAAAUUACUGAAAUACAAUUGAGUAUUCUGAAAUACAAUUGACUAUUCCUAAAGACAAUUGACGCUUUCUGAACUACAAGUGAUUAUUUUAAAAUUAAAUUGACGCUUUCUGAAUUUAAAUUGACGCUUUCUGAAAUACAAUAAAAUUGGUGCUUUCUGAAAUUCCGUCUGAAAUACAAAUGACCAUUCUGAAAUGCAAUUGAUACUUUCUGAAAUACAAGUGUCUAGUCUGGAAUAAAAUUGACGCUUUCUGAAUUUGAAUUGACGCUUUCUGAAAUACAAUUGAUCCUUUCUGAACUACAAGUGAUUAUUUUAAAAUUGAAUUGACGCUUUCUGAAAUACAAUAAAAUUGGUGCUUUCUGAAAUUCAAUUCACCCGUCUUAAAUACAAAUGACCAUUCUGAAAUGCAAUUGAUACUUUCUGAAAAACAAGUGACUAGUCUGGAAUAAAAUUGACGCUUUCUGAAUUCAAAAUGACGCUUCCUGAAAUACAAUUGAUGCUUUUUGAAAUUCAAUUGACAAUUCGUAUAUACAAUUGAUAUUUUCUGACAUACAAGUAACUAUUCUGAAAUACAAUUGACGCUUUCUGAAUUAAAAUUCAUAAUUCUGAAAUACAAAUUGCGCUUUCCGAAAUACAAAUUACGCUUCCUGAAAUACAAUUAUUGAUGAUUUCGAUGAAUACACGUGAUUAUUCUGGAAUACAACUUUGAUGAUGCUGAAUUGAAACUGGAAAAGAUAAGGAGAAUGAAAAUCCAGCAAUGCAUGACCGUGUUUGAAUAUGAAUAGUUCAGUCUCCUCGGGAAUAAUAAGUCUAUGGUCAUGAAUGAAAUGUAGUUAGUUGAUGAAAACAGAUUUUUUUUGUGCAUUAUAUUCCAAAACACUGAGCAGAAAUCACGAUUGAGAUUGAACCACGAAGCACAAAAUCAAAAACACUCUUUUUAAACCAUUUCAAGAUGUCCCAAAAUAUUUAGGAGACAUUUAGUAGACGAAUUUCUGGCAUCAACUUCUACAAUGUAUUGUAUCAAUGGUAUCUGUCAUCGUUGAUAAGAGUUGACAGACUGUCGGAUUCAGUAACUAUUCACAGCUGAAUUCGGAAUAUUAACCGAUUGACUCGCCAGCUCAUAUUACAGUGUUGUUCUUUAGGUAAAAUCGAGACUACCAAAGAAUAUUUUUUGGUUUCGGUAUAUCGCGUAAGCUGUAACUUAUGGUGGUAUGCAACAUUUACAUAGUCCUAGUCUUUUAGUUCUAAGCACAGUCUUAGUAUUAAUUUUUGUCUUAAAGAACUUGAUUUAAGCAUAAGAGUCAUGUGAGAAUUUGUGGUUCUUUUUCUAUCAGAGAUGAGGAAAAUUAUCUAUCAAACUUAUCGACAUCUGAGCUUUCUCAUAAUAUUACUUUGGAACAUGUAAACAACAAAUCAUCAACAAUUCUAUCAAAGGAGCAUGCGCCAAAUCCACAUAACAUAAGCAUAAGCAUAAAAGUUCAAAUUAAUCAACUUUCAAGGUCGUUUCUUAUGCUUAAGACUAAAAUUGUGGUGUAAACGGCCUCAAGCAAGUACCUCAGUUCAACUUCUAGUUAUGCUUAAAAUUAUGACUAUGAUUAGGAUUAUGCAAAUGUUUCAUAAAUCUACCAUUAUACGAACCUGUCAAGUAGAAAUCGGUCAGUGUUUAUCGAAGGGUAUCCGAAUGUUCACCCUUUUGGCCUUUCCACGACCCUCGACACGCCUUAACUAGAAAGAAACCACCCUCCUAUACUAACUGAACAUCUGUAUAUAGUCAUAAUGUCCUUUGGUGUAAUACUCAGCCCCGUGUAUGUAUAGGUACUAUGUGUCAUGUCAGCUAUGUUACAUAAGUAAAGCUCUCUCAUUUUA
Messenger RNA from Phaedon cochleariae (mustard beetle), 9715 nucleotides. NCBI's taxonomy places the organism in Eukaryota, Metazoa, Arthropoda, Insecta, Coleoptera, Chrysomelidae. The record is from the annotation of a GenBank genome assembly.